This is a messenger RNA of Phialemonium atrogriseum, 2480 nucleotides long. RefSeq lists its product as uncharacterized. The transcript has a single exon. Lineage: Eukaryota; Fungi; Ascomycota; Sordariomycetes; Cephalothecales; Cephalothecaceae. The record is from RefSeq and is a predicted model, not a curated record. The coding region runs from base 173 to 2071 and encodes 632 amino acids. Gene Ontology annotation, cellular component: MUB1-RAD6-UBR2 ubiquitin ligase complex. Gene Ontology annotation, biological process: establishment or maintenance of cell polarity; ubiquitin-dependent protein catabolic process.
ACGCAUAAAUCACUUUCAUCUCCGCCACCCAAGACCGGCCCUGUCUUGCCAACUUCCGUCCUUCAUAUAAUACACCUCCUCUCCACCUUGCACCACACACUGAGGCUGGUUUGCACUUUGUAACCUUUCCAUCAUCUGGAGCCUCCGCGGUGCCUAACCGAGGCAAUCCAAGAUGAGGGAAGUCAACUUUAGCAUCCCAAACGUCAACAAGGCGUCGGUGGGCAUCACCACUGCCUUGUAUGACCGCCGGGCACUCGACUGUACCUCGACCCUACCACUUAUCAACUCGCUGAACCAUCUCGCCUACCUCACCACGUCAUCAGCACGCAUCCGAGACAUCCUCACAGUCGAUGGCGGCAUCGAGAGAUUGGUCUGCAUCCUGAAGCAGGGUCGCAGCAAGGACAUGAUGGAUAUGUGGAAGUGGAAUUUGGCCUUCCAAUGUGUUGUCAACAUCGGGGUGCGAGGCACAGAAACUGUCAGGACAAGAGUGGUCGAGGCUGACAUGGUCCCUGUCAUCGCCACCAUCCUGGACAAUUACAUCAAAGUCAUCGAAAAAUGCCGCGAGAAGGCCGAGGAAGCCAAGCAGAAGCAGAUACAGGACCAUCAGCAUCGUAACCGGGGCGAGCAAAGUCGUGGGUCUCGAUCCUCCGGUUUCGCCAACAGGCCUAGCCGGCUAGAUGUUGAUCAACGCACUUUCCGCCGUCACGCUCCUCCUCCUUCAAUCGACGUAUCGGCCAGCCUUCCCGGUUUAGCUACCACUGUGGUGCAGUCUAACGUCAAUGCCACCCCGACGGCCCCCCAGUUUCCUCUUACCUCUCCUGGCGAUCCAGUUCCUUUCCCCGUCUAUCGGCAUCAUCAUCACCACCACCACCACCACCAUGGCCAUAGAUCUCAGGAAGCACGUCUCGCAAUCUCGUCUUCCCCUCGACAGCUAAUACAACCUCUGUCAACCGCCGUUCCGCCAAUGGAGAAUCCAGAGGGUUUCAUUCGUCCCGUCCGUGAUAUUGAUCGGCUGGCAUCCAUGAUGCCCUUUGGCCAUCCCGCUGUGACUUCGCAGCCAGCUUCACCAACGACGCCCCUGCCGCCUCCCCAGCUCCGGUCUCCAUCUGUCCGCCCAUCCUCGAUGCUUGCCCCAACGUCACACUCCCGCCGUCGCCCCUCAAUCCGUCACCAAAACUCUACCACUGCCGAUUCCGACGAUCUCAACGCGGAUAGCACACAGUCCGACGAGUCCCCCGACACCGAGAUGUCUGGCACCACGGAUAUACAGGCCGGCGUUGGGAUUCAGGAUAUUGCCAUGGAUGACGGAGAUGGCAUCAUCACCGACGCGGCGAUGGACCUUGCUACGCCUACCGUUUCGGAAGCACAGGACACGGGCACUUUCAACAUCACCCACCGCGGCCCAGUCGACGGCAGUAUCGUCAACACAGCUGCUCCUACUCCCGUGCCAGCUCUCGGACUCUCACCCAACCGGCCGGCCAUGGUCCCUCCCCCCCAGCCGACAUUACCCACCUCGAGCGUUCCACGGUACCUCCUAGACCGCCAGGUCACUCCCAAUCCGCAAAUACUUGCGGCCAUGCCGAGAGAGGAAGACGUACUGAUGUCUCUUCAACUGCUUGCAUACGUUUCCAAGUACUGCAACCUCCGAAAAUACUUCCAGAGCAGCCACGUGGUUCCACGCCUCAAGAUCGGCAAGGAACUUCAGCUCUUGGACGGCGUCGAUCCCGCCGUGCUCGAGGCCGAGAUGGAGCAAGAGGACGAAGAAUACGAGGAGGAAUACCUGUUGCCCAACGACCUCAACAUCUUCCCGCUUGUCGAGAAGUUCACGGUCCGGUAUCAUAGCACCGACAUGCAAUACUGGGCCGGGGUCGUUAUGAGGAACCUGUGCCGGAAGGAUGACGCCCGAGGGGGCAUCAGGCAGUGCGCCUACUACAAGUGCGGGAAGUGGGAGGAGUUCACGCGGCAAUUUGCCAAGUGUCGUCGCUGCCGACGGACCAAGUAUUGCAGCAAGGAGUGCCAAAAGAGCGCCUGGGCCUUCCAUCGCCAUUGGUGCAUUGCUGCCUCGCAAUGAGGACCCCCCGGCGGACCUCGUUUUAAUGACACGCCUAUGGCCCCCCACCUCCCCCUCCCAGAUCGUCCCAGGGUCUGGGUCACUUGCAUGGCGUCUGGCAUAAUGUCUACUUUGCAGAUUCUGUUUCCCCAUCUGAUUGAGCGACAUUGCGAUGCAAAGCAUAUACACAAGCAUGGCGUUGCGUGAUACCACAUGGUUGUUCCAGCCAUCACCCUCUCUUUUGACUGUCUUACCCGGCAACUGAGGUUCGAUAUUUCAGCAACGGUCCCUUCAGUCGACGAUUUUUCACUUUGCGGAGCACCCUUUCCGCCUGCUCCUUCACGGAGCACAUAUAUUUCUAUAUACCUCGGACAAUGGCAAACGGCCAAGCCAUCAGACGCUACAGAGCGACUUUCCUGCCCAGAGUCGG